Molecule: messenger RNA, 2918 nt
Organism: Psammomys obesus (fat sand rat)
Lineage: Eukaryota; Metazoa; Chordata; Mammalia; Rodentia; Muridae
Gene: Tent2
Product: terminal nucleotidyltransferase 2
Exons: 15
Coding region: 34-1632 (532 amino acids)
Cellular component (GO): cytosol
Molecular function (GO): poly(A) RNA polymerase activity
Source: RefSeq, a predicted model, not a curated record
AAGAAUACAUGUUCACCUUUAGUGAACAAGAGCAUGUUCCCAAACUCAAUUUUGGGCCGUCCACCCUUCACUCCAAACCACCAACAACAUAAUAAUUUUUUUGCUCUCUCACCAACUCUUUAUUCACACCAGCAACUUAUAGAUGCACAAUUCAACUUUCAAAAUGUAGACUUAUCUAGAGCUGUGUCCUUACAGCCCCUGACGUAUGGAACCAUCAGCCCAAUACAGACCUCAACAUCCCCAUUAUUUCGAGGAAGGAAGAGAAUAAGCGAUGAAAAAAACUUUCCUCUUGAUGGUAAACGGCAGCGUUUCCAUUCACCCCACCAAGAGCCAACUAUAAUUAACCAGAUAGUGCCUUUAUCAGGUGACAGAAGAUAUUCCAUGCCACCAUUGUUUCACACACACUAUGUACCAGAUAUAAUCAGAUGUGUCCCACCUCUUCGAGAAAUUCCAUUGUUAGAACCUAGAGAAAUCACACUGCCUGAGGCUAAAGAUAAGUUGAGCCAGCAGAUUCUAGAGUUGUUUGAAACUUGUCAGCAGCAAACAAGUGACUUGAAGAAGAAAGAACUCUGUAGAGCACAGCUGCAGAGAGAGAUUCAGUUGCUUUUCCCACAAAGCAGACUUUUUUUGGUUGGAUCAUCUUUAAAUGGAUUUGGUGCCCGGAGCAGUGAUGGCGAUUUAUGCUUGGUUGUUAAAGAAGAACCAGUAAAUCAGAAGACUGAAGCACGACAUAUACUCACCUUAGUCCAUAAACACUUCUGUACUAGACUAUCUGGCUACAUUGAGAGACCUCAGCUGAUUCGUGCAAAAGUGCCAAUUGUGAAGUUCAGGGAUAAAGUCAGUUGUGUGGAAUUCGACUUAAAUGUAAACAAUACUGUUGGAAUUAGAAACACAUUCCUUCUCAGAACUUAUGCAUACCUUGAAAAUCGAGUUCGUCCAUUAGUGCUGGUGAUUAAGAAGUGGGCAAGUCACCAUGAGAUAAAUGAUGCCAGUCGUGGCACUUUAAGCAGCUAUAGUCUUGUAUUGAUGGUUUUGCACUAUUUACAAACCCUACCUGAACCCAUCCUUCCAUCCCUCCAAAAAAUUUACCCAGAAUCUUUUAGUACUUCUGUACAGCUGCACCUUGUACACCAUGCUCCAUGUAGUGUUCCUCCUUACCUCUCAAAGAAUGAAUCAAGUCUUGGGGACCUCUUACUGGGCUUUCUUAAAUAUUAUGCUACAGAAUUUGAUUGCAAUAAUUUGCCAAGUUUUGAGAAUUUGAUGUACACAAACAUCAAUAACAAUACAGUAGUGGGAGAACUGGGAUUCAAAUUGAAGUCUACUCCAAAUACACAGCUUACGGGUGGAGAAAAGGAGAGAAAAGAGAGAGACAGAGAGAAGAGAAGCUGGAACACUCAGAUGAUUUCAGUUCGUGAAGCCAAAGCCAUCCCAAGGCCUGAUGACAUUGAAUGGAGAAAUAAAUACAUCUGUGUCGAAGAACCUUUUGAUGGAACUAAUACUGCCAGAGCUGUGCAUGAAAAGCAGAAGUUUGAUAUGAUCAAGGAUCAAUUUUUAAAGUCAUGGCAGAGAUUGAAAAACAAGAGAGAUCUGAACAGUGUUCUACCUUUGAGAGCUGCUACCCUGAAAAGAUAACUGGUCUCCAAUUCUUAAAUUCUUUCAAGAAAUAAAGAACAAUGGUUACGUCAUAAUUCAUAUUGUUUACCUCCAUCAUGGUUUAUUUUUAAUGUUUUUGUUUUCAUGUUUUAUUUUUAAAGGGCAUACUUAUAUAAAGAUUGCAUAUUUUAUUAUGACAUUUCCUAAUAAAUAAUAUACUCUUUGAUUUAAAAUGUAUUUUUGAAACUGUUUACAUCGAUGAUUAGUAGUAUUAUGGCAUGACUUUUCAGCAUAAAAUGUAUUUUGAGAAAUUACCGAAACUAUUAAGGUUUUGAUAUAAUUUUAAGUAAUUGUUCCACAUGCUUAUAUGAAGAACUCUAUGGAAUUUUGCAAAGGAUCUAAGUAAUACAUACUUAUAGUUAACUGGUGGUAAACAGAUGUCUAGCUCAGUUCUAGUCAAGUAAAGAUUCAAGUCAGUUAUUCGGUUACUUGAAGCAAACGAAAUCUUUCAUUCAGUGAAAUCACUGUGGAGUCUUGAAAUACUGGACAAUUGUCUUAAGUCUUCACUUGACUCCCUGGGACAGACUGUCUUUGAGGUGUGCCUGUGUUCACACAUUUGCUUUGAUAGACUCUGGAGGUUGCUUAAGAUUUUGUGUUGAAACAAUACAUUUUGCACUGUUGUAAUGGGAGCACUAAAAUCAGUUAGUGACUUGUUUAUGGACUGUUUGAAAGUCUCUUGCUUAGAUAUUUUGGAAAAAAAUGAAAUUUCCUAUGCUUUCUGAUAGCACAGUGCACUGUGCACUGUUGUUUUACCUCCGUUUUCCUGGUCUUAUUUUCUUCAUGAUAGGAACAGCAGAAAACUGAAACAUCAAGGUUGAGAUUAUAUCCUAUUUGUAGAACCAGAUUUCUGUGGAUUAUAGUCUAAACUGGAAAUUUUAGGCAGUAAGCCACUACAAGUGUUUUAAGACAAAGUUAUAAAUAAAAGUUUAAUGUUUAUACAAAAAUCUUUUUUAGUAUUUCUUUUCCACAUGAGAGUAGUAGCUUCAGAUACAAGUUAUCCUGUUUAUUAAGAUUGUUUUUAGUUCAUGUAAAUAUUUGUACCUGUAAAUUUAAAUAUAAAAAGUAAUCUGGAAGACAGUUUUAACUUUUUCAAAGAUUGCAGACUUCUUGUAGGCCUACAGUGGUGCAGUUCGUACCACUAAACUAUUUUUUGCAGACCAAUUAAAAAACUAAAACUUCUCUUUCUUUUACUUACAAAGGGUGCGUUUUUUUUUUUUCUUAAGUUUUUGUAUGAUGUCAAAUGAAAUAAAGUUUAUAUCUGGAAA